GUCGUUUUCCGCCAUGUUGACACCGUCGGCGGUAAUCUGAAAUCCGCGCUCUGAACGGGUUGGACCUCUCCUCUGUGAAAGUGAACAAGCUUUCUCCACACCAAAGGAUUUUCACUCGGUUUCUGUAAUCAAAAGAUGUCAUACACCAAUGCCAUUGCUCUCUACGACUACAAAGCCACGCAGAAUGAAGAACUCUCCAUUAAGAAGGAUGAGAAACUGGUCAUUCUUGAUGACAGCAAAUCUUGGUGGCAUGUGGAAAAUUCAAAGCAUGAAACAGGAUAUGUCCCCUCCAACUAUGUGAAAAAGAGCAAACCUAAUGCCAAAAACUGGUUAAAAAGUUUAGGACCUGGAAAAUCGUCAAAGGAAAAUGGAGCUAUGAAUUCACCUGGUGAAUACUUUGUUCCACAGGAUGUUUUAAAUGCAUUAGAAACUGUAAUUGCUAAAUUCAGUUUCCAGCCACAACAUGAUGAUGAACUUGUAUUGAAGAAAGGUGACAGAAUAACUGUUCUUGAGAAGAAGGAAGAUGGCUGGUGGAAGGGAAAAAUCGGAAAAGAUUCAGGCUGGUUUCCAUCCAAUUAUGUACUUGCAGAAGAGAACUCAAAAGUUGCUAAAUCUAUCCCUGAUAAACCAGUACUUCACAAAGUGAGGACACUGUAUAACUUUGAUCCGAAAAAUCCUGAAGAGCUUAGUUUUAAAAAGGAUGAGAUUCUGGAUAUAAUUGAGAAACCUGAUGAUGACCCUGAGUGGUGGGUCGCAAAAAAGUCAGAUGGUUCUUCAGGACUGGUCCCUAGUAAUUAUAUCGUAAAAGUAGACAAUGAAGGCAAAAUGCCAAUGCUGAAUGCUGAGCCAGUGGCUGAAAGUAAAGAACCACGAAAAGCGAUUUUGCCUCAGCAUAAGAAACUUCCAUUUGUUGAUGAGGCAUGGUUUUGGGGGAAAAUCACCAGGGUUCAGGCUGAAAAGAUGUUGAAUAGAAAUGCAGCGGAUGGAGAUUUUCUAGUAAGAGUCAGUGAAACUCAGGAGGGAGGAUAUUCAGUGUCCAUGAAAGCUCCAGACAAAAUCAAGCAUUUUAGGGUAAAUUUUACAGAUGGAAAAUAUAAAAUUGGUCCACGAAGCUUUGACAGAGUGGAAGACUUAAUAGAACAUUACAAAAGGAAUCCCAUCUUUACAGAUGAAGCUGGUAACAAGAUGUUUUUGGUUAAACCCUUUGAGGAAGGGUCUUAGUAAUGAAGAUUUCCUUAAACAUUUCACAAAAUUUUGAACAGAGCAAGAAGCAUGAUUUCAUUUGUCUGUUGAAUAAUUGAUGUCUUUGAGACUUAACAGAGAAAACUUAUCAAUGUCUACUGUGAAAUGUCCAUUACAAAGCAGAAAUUUUCUGUAUUGAAGUGAGCAUUCACUUUACAAAAAAUGUACAAAUUAGUCUGCAAACUUUGAGAAAGGGUAUAUUGUAUACCCUAUCAAUUCUAUGGCAAGGAAUCCACAAAAAGUCUACCAAGUUGAAAUGAGCUUGGAGAGUUCAUACACAAUGGUACAAUUUGUAGACAAAGUUCAGUGACUUCUACAGGGGCUGCUAAACAUCUACUGACAGGCCAAAUCAUACUUGUGAGACAACUUUGUAACUACUUAAUGGCCAUCUGAGUUGGGACUAUUAGAUUGCAGAUGCAGCAAGAACUCUAAAUAUUUAAUAUUUACUUACAGUGACUCUGGAUUCUGACAUGCUUGAGUUUUGUGAAUGAGCAAGUUUACUUUCAAUAAUGUACAUGAGAAAAUUACUUGCUUCUGAUUGGCUUAAAAUGAGUACAUUCUCAUGUAAUACAAAUGCAAAGUUGUAUCAUAAGUGCAAAUUACAAAUAGCACAUACUUGCUUUCAAAAUUUCAUCUGUCUUGCCUUUCUGUGAUGUCUUUCCAUGCAAAUUUUUAACAAGUAAUACCAUGAUUUCUCUUGCAAUUUGGUGUGAUGAGCACUUGUAAAUUUUUCAAAGACUACAAAUUGCACAUGCCCUACAGGCCUGUGCAAUUUUGUUGUCUUCAAAAAAUUUACUCAUUCUUGGAUAGUAGUAUGUCCACAGGUACAGCAUGUAGAGAGAGCUGAGUAUGGUAAUAAUGUCACAGUAUGCUAAAAAAUUAGCAUGACAAAAAACUAGUGAAAGUGAAUUUAAGUUUGUUCUAAGUUCUAAGUGGAAUUUAGUUUUGACCUUAACUGGUCUUAAAUCAAGAUGUGAUUAAGUAAAAUUAAGAUUUAUGGGAGGUCAUUGCCUUGUAUAAGUUGUACAUAUAUUUGAAGCUCAUCGGUAUGUUAACACAGCAAGGCUCAAAUGCAGAACUGAUUUUUACUGCAUUUUAACAAGGUCCCAGUUUGUUGAAAGGAAACUCUGGGAUUGGAAGGAAAGUUAGCAAUUCGAUAAAGGUUAGUCAAUGGUCACAUGAGCUACCAAUGUCGAUAUGAAGUGAAAAGAUCAGGCCCCGAUUGUUGAAAGGUUGGAUAACGCUAUCCACAGGAUAAAACUCUAUCAGGUGGAUAAAGCUAAAUUGAUCCAUUGGGUAGCGUUAUCCGCGUUUUAAAUAACUGGGCCUAGGACAUUAACUAGCUUGUGUCCUUUUCAGCAAUUACUGUACAUUUUAGUGAAGAGUGUGUUCAAAAUUCAAAAGAUGAGGGGACUUAAGGUUUAUAAACAAUCUUUUUUGUACUCAGACAACAUAGAUUAGGAAUACUAUUAGACAAUUGUAUACUCUUUUGUAGUAAAAAAGAUAAUUUUGGUCUGGCAAUGGGAUAGUGAUCCACACUCUUUUUACAAUGAGGGUUACUUAGCACUUAACUGGAACAUCCCUUACUGAGGUGAAUAUAAUAUAGACUUAAGAAUUACUCUCCAAAAUGGUUACUACAUACUUUCUGGUUGUUUUAACCCUUAUCUCCAAGCAGUGAUUAAAGUAUAACUUCUCCCUAUAAUAUCCCAUACAUUAUUCAGUAGACAGGUAAGGAGAACAGUCAAACUUAUCAAGUAGAAGUUGCUAUAUAACACUAAAUUCUCGUAACUAGUUGUCAAGUAAUUGUGUAGCAGCCAGAAGGGAGAGUUAACAAUCGCAUCUUGGGAGUUACAGGGUAAAACAGGUGAAUGACACAAGUAGAGUGUUGUUGUCAUAGUUAUUGGUAAUCAAAUGAUUUUGUGGGCAAUAGUCCAUUUUACAGUUGUAUGCUUGGUUGCCAAGCCUUUGAACAGGAGUGAGGCUAAGGGUGACCUUGUUAUGAUACAAACCUUGCUGCUUUUGAAAUGCAAAUUAAUUUGUUAUCAUGCUAACUAGAUUCUGGUCUCUAACACAACAAGGUCACCUUCAGCCUCACUCCAAAUCAAAGGCUUGGCAACUAAGUACACAACUGUAAAAUGGCCUAUUUCACAUUUCUAUGGACUAGCAUUCCAUCCCAGACAGAAAAGGGCAAUCACACAUUCAUAUGCAUUCGAAAUUGCUUUCACAAUCAUUUGAUUACUUGAUAAAAAACACAUUCAAUUACAAUUUCCCACACUACAUUUCAAUCGUUAGGGAAUACUUGACUUCGAUGCAUACUAUUACACAAUUAUUUAUGUAAUUAACUAUACCAAAACAAUUCUUGGUUUCCUCAAGCUCUGUGAAUUCUGUUGCACUAUCUUGUGCAACUUUUUCUGUGGAUACUCGAGUGUCAUUUACUUCUCAUUACUUUCUUGUAAGGAUUUGAGCUCACUUAUCUUGUAAACUUUCCUAAACCUUUAUAUUGUGUACAGUGGGUGGUCUAUUUGAAGGACUGCAAGUUUAAUUAUGUAGGUUUAAUAAGCCGAAUGCUGUGUACAAUGUACAGUACCAAGGAAUAUACGAGAGUGAGCAAAAAUUUUUUCAAUCUUCAAAAUUUGCAUUAAUUUAUGCAUGUACUCUGUAUUUAUUCAAAAGCUUAGGUUGAAAAAAUUAGUUCUCCUUGACCAUGCAGUAUUGUUUUAAUCAGUUUUAUAAAUGGAGAGUUUUAGAAAUGUAGCAGUUAUUUCAUGCAUUAGUACUGAGCAGAUAGCUUAUGCACUAGGAAUGAUUAGACUUAAAAUGCCAGCUAAAUGACUCGUUUUUUAAGUAACAUAAUGGAAACUUUAGGAGAUAAAAGUAGUGUGAAUUAAAGUUCCUUUGAUUUGAAUCUUUGUUUAAAUGUGGUAGUUUCUUUUUUUCAGUAAAAUCAAUUGGUUUCUCUACUGUACAGAUUCCAUGCUAUUCCAGAUUUUUUUGGUGAGAUCCUCUGGGAUCAUUUUCCAUCUCUGAAUCAUGUGUAGAGCUGAUGAGUACUCUUGAUGGGUUAGUCUGAUUAUGCACGUGAGAGUAGUCUUGAGAAGCACUAUGGUUGGUAGCUGUGACUGAUAUCUUGAAAACAUAAUGACGUAACUACCAACAACAGCCUUUUCAGAACUACACUCAGCUGAUGGUUGGAGCUCACAAAUUAUUUUCCUCAAGCUUUCGGAAAACUGUUUGCCUUUUUGGAACAAAUAAUUUCUAAUAAUUUCGUUAAACAAAUUUUUUGCACUAAAUGGAGGCAAUUCUUCAUAUCUCAGACAUCAGUUUGCAGAAUUUAUCUAAAUGCAUAACCCUAGAUUGAACAUGUAGGCAGGACCUUUGGAUCAAAAAGGACACAAGUUGACUUCCAUUGGUUUUGAGCUUAACACUGUAAAACGCAUUCAUCACUAUUUAGAGUAAUUUUAUUUUAUUCAUUUUUUUCUGGCCUUUUUACUGUACAUGUAGUUCCAGAGUACCACAGUUACAUAAUAAAGCUUCCAAUUGCCUCCUCU
This is a messenger RNA of Pocillopora verrucosa, 4790 nucleotides long. RefSeq names its product SH2/SH3 adapter protein NCK1. Gene Ontology annotation, biological process: cell migration; signal transduction. The record is from RefSeq and is a predicted model, not a curated record. NCBI's taxonomy places the organism in Eukaryota, Metazoa, Cnidaria, Anthozoa, Scleractinia, Pocilloporidae. Gene Ontology annotation, molecular function: signaling adaptor activity; receptor tyrosine kinase binding.